Molecule: messenger RNA, 507 nt
Organism: Podospora pseudocomata
Lineage: Eukaryota; Fungi; Ascomycota; Sordariomycetes; Sordariales; Podosporaceae
Exons: 2
Coding region: 241-507 (88 amino acids)
Source: RefSeq, a predicted model, not a curated record
GGAGGCCACGUGCCGUGUCACCAGUUCCAUGCUCCCGGGUCAGAGUGGGCCCCAGACGGGUUUCCGCGAUCCGUCUUCCGCACAUUUCCGCCUUCCGCACUUCCGCAGCUCCACCAUACAAACGGACGAUGACGCCGAUUAGGGGUCCCAAAAACAGCAAUUACAGGGUUGAAAAUUACAGAGAAUCCAAGCUGACCAACUCCAGGACCUGUUUUGCAGAAUCUUGGUUGGGGUAACCACAUGCUGCAAUCGGGCAAAGCCCAUCACAAAACGUUCAUCUCAAUGCAUCAAUCCGACCCUUGUUUGCACACCUGCACGGACUCUUGUCUAUUGAAUAUUGAACUGUGCCUUACUCCUUACCACCGACUCGACUCGACUGGAUUCCCGGCCCGUGUUGUAUUCGUCAAACAAAAGAUCUGCCAAGACAACAUCGGACGGCGGCUUACACCUCCUACCUGCACAGCAUUCUGCACCUUGCCAACUGCCAAAGCCGUUGUUGACCGCUGA